Messenger RNA from Stylophora pistillata, 1910 nucleotides. RefSeq lists its product as uncharacterized. Gene Ontology annotation, biological process: cell-cell junction maintenance; homophilic cell-cell adhesion. NCBI's taxonomy places the organism in Eukaryota, Metazoa, Cnidaria, Anthozoa, Scleractinia, Pocilloporidae. The record is from RefSeq and is a predicted model, not a curated record. Gene Ontology annotation, molecular function: calcium ion binding. Gene Ontology annotation, cellular component: plasma membrane.
UCUAAGAGUCUUGAGGUUACGCGUCCAAUUGAGCGACAAGUUUCGCAGGAAAUUAUAUAGAACUAAUCAUUGAGCAGCGAUGAUUCAUUUUUUCAUGUGAGCUUAUGAAAGAGUGAGGAUACCUCAAAGCUAGUCACGAUGCUACCGAAGUACUGCAUUGUAUUGGCCAUCUUUUUCAAGUGCGGAAUUUGCGACUAUGGGAGAAAUAUUUCACGGGAACUGAAUGGCACUGUCAUUGAUAGCAAGACACUGACGCAUGUAGAGGGUCCUUACUUGGUCACCAGUGACUUGGUUGUCGCAGAGAAUGCCUCUCUUAUCAUAGAGCCUGGUACUCAGAUAAAUUUUGUUCCAUCUGUGGGGGUUCGUGUUCAUGGAUCACUACAUGCAAAAGGGACACCCUCACACAGGAUUACUUUCCGAGCGGUUCCUUGCAAUGAAUCACUUUCAUGCAAGAACUCAGCCAUACCUUACAAUCAAGGGAUACGUCUUGUUGGUGGAACCUCCCAUAACAACGGCCGUUUGGAGCUACAGUGGAACGGACAGUGGGGUACUAUCUGCGCCGAUCUUUGGGACCUUAGAGAUACACAAGUGGCCUGCAGACAGCUUGGCUUUCUCAGAGCAAAGAGGUAUUACCUCCACCCUGGCGCUGGCAGUGUAUACUUGAAGUACGUUGAGUGUACCGGAAAGGAAGACAGCAUUUGGGAUUGUCGCUAUUCCUGGGUUUCGUAUUGGCCUUGUGCUCAUAGUCAGGACAUCGGAAUCGAGUGCGACAUUCAUUUGCCUAUCUUGGCUCAGAGGGUCUACUGGAAAGGUAUCUAUUUCGCACCAAGAAACUCCACCAAGAAUCACAGAAACUCGUCUUUGGAGAACGUAGACAUAGAGAACGCUUUUGACGGCAUAAAAGCGAAGAGAGAGGCCCCUGACUUACACGGCGUUACUAUUAGGGAUGGCGCCUAUGGACUGCAGGUACAGGAACUUGCCAAACCUAUGGAAAUUGUCGACUCCACGAUCUUGAGUCCAGCGAUGAUCGGUGUAAACAUCGAGAAUUUAUUUGGCAAUGUUACUAUGCGCAAUGCCAGCACAAAAAAUACAAGGUUUGGAGAUGGACUUGUUUACACGCGUACAGCAGCAGAUCUAUGUUCCGUCUUUCCGCAGAAGCUUUCUUUCCCAUUGCUUUUAAAUGCAGUUGCAAAGACCUCUCCAACUAGGUGCAGCCAGAUUUUCAAAGCGUCACCUGGAAGAAGACUCACCGUACAUUUUACGCUGAUCGAAGGAUACGGAUUUCAACUUGAUAUUGUAGAUGGAAACACAAAAAACAAAACGAUAAUCAGCAAAAUCACAGACACUCACAGUGGAAAGACAUUCACAAUUAGUUCUAGUUCUGUUUCGGAAUUUAUUUUUUAUUCCCAGUAUGGAAUUUAUUUUCGAGGUAACUUGAAGAUGAUCAUCGUAGAGGAUUCAGUUCUGGAGCCAUCAAUUCUGAUCUCAAACUGUGAAUUUUCCAACAAUUCUGAGUCCGGAAUUGAACUUAACGAUGUUAUAGGCCUAUCUGAAAUUUCCCGUACAGUGGUGACAGGAAACAGUGUCGGUCUACAAGUGAAAAACGCGAGAGGUAGACUGCAUGUUGUGUCAUCAGUGUUUGAAGCCAAUCAAAACGACGGUGUAGAGAUGAAUACUAUGACAGGAUCUGUACAAUUUGAAUCUGUCAAUUCAUCGAAAAACCAAGCAUCAGGAAUAACAAUUGAUACAGGAACGUUUUCAUUCCAAAUGACCGAGAGUCGCAUUGAAGAUAAUUCUGUGCGGGGGUUGUUCAUUGUAAACCAGCUUAACUCCACCUUCAAUGUUUCUAACACACAUUUCAGUCGAAACAAAGCAGGCCAUGGAGUUUAAAUGACUGACUUCACUAAAGA